AUGCCUGCUGAGUCCCCUCCCCGAUUGAAUGCUGCUGCUCGCCACCGUCGUGCCACACGUAACGAGUCCGCUGAGCUAAAAACAGAUCUAGUCUCUGCUCGCGAAAUUGAGCUGAAACGGAGCAGAGGGGAGAUCUCGUGCGCGGAAUGCCGUAGCGCCUCAUUAUGGAAUGCUCAGAUCCGUUGUGACAAGUCCAUACCAUGCCAAUCAUGCCAGCGGAGGGGCUGUGCUUCGCUCUGCCCGAAUGGUGUUCUCGCCACAGGACAGGGGACCCGAUUCGUGUUGGCCGCCACAGAGCAUCUACAUCGUCGAAUAGCGAAGAUGAGUGAGCGGGUACGGCAAGUGGAAGAUGCUCUCGCCAUUCUGCAAGCGAAGUGCUCAAACCAGCCACAUCCAUUGCUCUCCGGUGGCCGAGCUUCCAGUGUAGACCCUGAUGAUGAUUCUCCGGAUCUGGAGCCAGCCCAGACAAGCCCUCUCAAUGUCACUGACACUUUCGGAAUGCUCUCGAUAUCAAAUUCUGGUGUUUCCACCUUUUUUGGCCCCACAGGAGGCGUAGAGAACGACAGUAACAUGUCCCCAGGCGGGGAAAGCGAUCCCGUUGAUAGACAUGACUCCCUCAGCCCUGCCCCAGAAGGGUUGAUACGAUUCUCAGAUGCGUUCCCGUUCACGCCUUUAGACCCUCCACAUGCAAUCAUGGAGCUCAUUCGGAGCUACCUGCCAUCGUAUGAACGAGCCUGCUACCUCGGCGAUAUUUUCCUCGAGCAUGCAGGCUGGAUGUUCAGCAGCCUUCCCCGGGAUCAACUCGUAGAUGAGAUGAUACCAUUCUACUACAGGGAGGCCAACAAACCCCUUCCGUCUAUCGACUACAGCGGCGCUCACAGUUUAGCACUCUUGCUUUUCACUUUCGCAGCAGGCGCACUCUGCGAUCCCGAACAAGAGACAUAUAAUGCGGAAGCGGCACACUUCUAUCAGCUAGCGCGAGCGGCCCUUUGCCUGGAGUCCGUCUGGGUGAAACCAUCCUUGAUGACAAUCCAAGUGCUCCAUAUGCACAGCGUCUACACUGCGAUGGUCGAAAACCCACACGAGUCGGGAGACACUGACAUGGCAGUGUCCUGGGGCAUGGUUACGCUGGCCUGUACAGUUGCAAUGAGCGUACAUCGGGAUAGUGCUAGAUGGGACUUGCCUAAGUUCAUGGUCGAAAGACGCCGCCUUGUGUUUUGGAAUAUCUUCCAGGCAGAUUCGUGGCAGAGCCUUACGACUGGCAGACCUCCGUCAUUCGUACGGACCUACAUUGACUGCAAAUAUCCUCGAGGUGAUUAUAAUCUAGGGAAAGAUUUUGAUCUAUCAGACUUCGAGAUCUGGUUCACCCACUUUGCAUUCCAAUGUGUCGCGGACGUCGCCAUGAAAACCCUCGCGGCGGAGCCUCCCUCCUACGAGACUAUCAUGGAGUUGGACAAGCAAGUACGUGAGUUCCAGAUCUCACCUGGGGCAAUUGCACUUGUCGAGGGCUUGGAACCAGCAUCUGCACCCGACAUUGAACCUACCAACAUCGCUACAUCGAUGCAAAACUUUGUAGCAGCGCACUCGCGCGAAGUCCUAUUGCUUUAUAUACACCGCGCCUUCUUCGCGCAAGCUCUCAUCGAUCACCCUAAGAAUCCUGUCAGAAGUGAAUAUGCGCAUUCUUACCUCACAGCGUAUCGCUGCGCUCGCACUAUCGUAAAGAUGAUCCGUGGGCAGUAUGCACAAUAUCCUGGCGUCUGUUCGCGUAUCUGGCCCAUCUGGACAUAUGGAUUCUCGGCAACUGUGGUUCUUGGGAUGGUCGUCACACGAAGUCCACAAUCGCCGUUAGCUACAGAGGCAAUGAUAGAGCUGAGUUCAGCGUGUGAGUUGUUCACGCAGGCGGGGCGGCACAAUCGCCGCGCUGCUAAGGCUUUGGGGAUCCUGUUGAGGCUGCAAGACAAAGCGCGGAAUGCGUUGGCUACCGCUCAGCCCACUCUGCCGGUUGCUCUGGAUCCCAAAAGCGAACAAGAGCGUGUCAAGACUGAGAUGGAUCAAGAUCAGCUAGAAAUAUUCGCUGGUCGGAAGGCGUCUACUGCCAAGCAGUCAUCACAAUGGUCUAUGCAGUCGCGACAUUCCCAGAACGCGUCUUCAUCCUCUCACCUGUCAUAUACCCCUCCGCGUCCACAAGAACAGCUAUACCCAUCGCCCGGUCAAAACAAUUGGCUGCCGCAGCAACUUGAUGUCCCUCAGUAUAGUGUCCCUGCCGGAACAUCGUGGUAUCGAGCCGGUAGUUAUACCCAGACGGCGCCUGACUAUGGGUGGACGAAUCAAGGUCACGCUUACCCUACCAUGCUCCCUCAUGCCGGAAACAUGGUUCCUUCCGGAUCACCUCUGCCUGUAGGCGGCGCUCAGCAAUAUCGUCAUGCGAGUCAGGUGUACCCCGGUCCGUCUGGACUCCACAUGCCUCAACCGGCACAGCAGUAUCCUCACACCCAACUUGUCGACCCCGCAUCCCGAGGAAACGCGAGCCUCGAUGCGAGAUGGACCUCAUUCAUACACGAAGAGGGAUGUCUUGAUGACGGGAAUUUCAGGCCAUGAGAACGCAUAGGGACAAUUGUUAUCGCUUUGAUUGCUUUCGCUGUACGUACGUUGUGAGCUGCCUUCGGCUAUGUAAUUGUGCUGGACAUUCUACGAUCUCUGGGUCCACGUAGUGUACCGUGGGCUUGGCUUUAUAUGCUAUCACAUAUGUCUUCCACUGCUUUGAAAUGUGUAAUCUGAUUUUCGUCUAUGU
This is a messenger RNA of Postia placenta MAD-698-R-SB12, 2791 nucleotides long. RefSeq lists its product as hypothetical. The transcript has 12 exons. The record is from RefSeq and is a predicted model, not a curated record. Bases 1 to 2598 code for a protein of 865 amino acids. Gene Ontology annotation, biological process: DNA-templated transcription. Gene Ontology annotation, molecular function: zinc ion binding; DNA binding. NCBI's taxonomy places the organism in Eukaryota, Fungi, Basidiomycota, Agaricomycetes, Polyporales, Adustoporiaceae.